AUGCAUCCGACCCGUUCGAGGGCCUCGAUCUGCAAGACCAUCAUCAAGAACAUCCUCGGCGACAAGAUCGAGAAGGUCGUCGUCUCCGACCGCAUCGUCGACUCCCCGUGCUGCCUCGUCACCGGCGAGUACGGCUGGACGGCAAACAUGGAGCGGAUCAUGAAGGCGCAGGCGCUGCGCGACAGCAGCAUGGGCGCCUACAUGUCCAGCAAGAAGACCAUGGAGAUCAACCCGGAGAACGGCAUCAUGGAGGAGCUCCGGAAGCGCGCCGAGGCUGACCCCAACGACAAGUCCGUCAAGGACCUCGUCAUGCUGCUCUUCGAGACCGCGCUGCUCACCUCCGGGUUCAGCCUCGAGGAGCCCAACACCUUCGCCGCCAGGAUCCACAGGAUGCUCAAGCUGGGGCUCAACAUCGAUGACCUUGGCGCCGAGGAGGAGGACGCCGACAUGCCCGCCCCGGAGGAGGACGGCGCCGAGGAGAGCAAGAUGGAGGAGGUCGACUGAAGAUCGAUCGGGAGGAACAGAGCCGCUGGUAUCGUGUCGUCAGUCUAGUCUGAGUUGGUCACUGUCAUCGAUCAGUGAUCAGUGUCGUUGUGUUGAUUUGAGUCUAGUCCAGUCCGUGCCUCUCAAUUAGGGGGUCGUGUAAUGUAGUGUGUCCGGCGUGAGUGAACUGAAGGGAGUUUCUCCCUGAGUCCGUGUCUUGUUCAAAUCUGAAGAAAUGGAUUGAGUUUGAGAGUCUGA
Messenger RNA from Lolium rigidum, 741 nucleotides. RefSeq names its product heat shock protein 82-like. Gene Ontology annotation, biological process: protein folding; cellular response to heat; protein stabilization. The coding region runs from base 1 to 504 and encodes 167 amino acids. The transcript has a single exon. The record is from RefSeq and is a predicted model, not a curated record. Gene Ontology annotation, cellular component: plasma membrane; protein-containing complex; perinuclear region of cytoplasm. Gene Ontology annotation, molecular function: ATP hydrolysis activity; ATP binding; ATP-dependent protein folding chaperone. NCBI's taxonomy places the organism in Eukaryota, Viridiplantae, Streptophyta, Magnoliopsida, Poales, Poaceae.